GUGAUAAUUAAAUAAAUGAAGGUUUUUGCUAUGAUGGCAUUAUUGCUGGUAGCAGCAUACAGUCAAUCAAAUGAGAUUGAUGUAGUAUUAAAGAUGCUAGGUGAUUUAAAAAAUGAGACAAACAAACAAUUAUAAUAAUUGGCUAGCGAUUGGGAUGCAAGUAGAUAUGUAAUUGAUUAUAUAUGAAAUUAAACAGCAAAAACAAGACAUUGUAAAUGAUUUAAUGAGAUCUGCAUCAACAUAAAGAGGUGAAUGUAAUAGAAGAGAUUAAGAGUGGGCAAAUAAAGAACGUGAUAUUAGAAUAACACUAAGUUAUAUUAAUUGGCUUGAAAAAAGAAUAAAAGAAAAUAAUGAAAGGCUUUAAAGAUUAGAUAUUAAUAGAUGUGAAUCUAAUGCUAAUUUCAUAAAUGAUAUAAAGAAUUCAAAAAAGACUUUAAAUUUAAUUGCUUUCUUAAGAAGAGCAAUAAAGAAUGCAAAAGAAGUAAUUUAGUAAGUAAUAACAAUUAGACUGAUUUACCAACACUAUUAUAAUCUGCUUAAUUCAUUUAACUAAAAUCAUUUUUAGCUGAUGAUGGUGAAGAACCAGAAUUGACAAAUGAUGAUAAUGAACCACCUCAUGUUUAUGAUGAAGCUGAACCUGUUGAAACAACUGAUUCAGAAGAUCAAUCUGUCGAUUCAGAUGAAUAAGAAUCAUAAUCAGAUACAUAAUCAGAUACAUAAUCAGAAACUUAAACAGAAGAUGUUGAAUAAGAUUUUUAGGUUGAUUCUGAUGAAUAACCUGAAGCACCAGUUCCUGAACAUCCUUUUGAAGCAGAAGAAAAAGCUACUAAUGAAUAAUUAGCUAAAGAAGCUGCUGCCUUUAAUAAAAUUAUUGAAAAAGGAUAAAAGGCUCCUGCUUAAUAAGGAUCUACCAAAGAUUAUUCUCAAUUCACUGUUGCUUAAUAAGAAUUACUUAAUUUCUUAGAUAUCUUAGAAGAUUAAGUAAGAAAUACUUUUGGACAGAAAUAAGAUAAUUAAGUUACUUCAGCUAUGGGUUAUAGUGAUUUUAAAGGAUUAAUUCAAAAAGAAAAUGAAACAUUCAAAGGACAUUUGAUAGCUGAAGAUGUUAAUCUAGUAUUACAUUCAAUUUAUGCAAUAGGAAAAAUUAUAAAAUUAAUUGAUUACCAUCUUAUAAGCCACUGCAGCUUGCAAAGAUAGAUUAAAAAAAAUAUAAAAUUCUAUUGAUCUUGCUAAUGAAGUAUCUAUUUUAAAUAAUAUUGUAAGGAUUUGACUGCCUCAGAGAAUCACUUUAAAUCUGUAACUGAAACUCUAUAAGAAGAGCUUAAUACCUUUGAUGAUGUUUACAGAAUUUAUUCAUCCUAAGUUGGCUCUCAAAGCUCAUCAUAUAAAAAAGAUGUUUAAGCCAAAAUUACCAACUGAUUAUGUUAAAUCAUCAAUACAUUGCAAUUAUUAUAUAAAUCUAAG
Molecule: messenger RNA, 1464 nt
Organism: Paramecium sonneborni
Lineage: Eukaryota; Ciliophora; Oligohymenophorea; Peniculida; Parameciidae
Source: the annotation of a GenBank genome assembly